Messenger RNA from Grammomys surdaster, 930 nucleotides. Its product is annotated as putative vomeronasal receptor-like protein 4. The transcript has a single exon. The coding region runs from base 1 to 930 and encodes 309 amino acids. The record is from RefSeq and is a predicted model, not a curated record. Gene Ontology annotation, cellular component: membrane. Gene Ontology annotation, molecular function: pheromone receptor activity. NCBI's taxonomy places the organism in Eukaryota, Metazoa, Chordata, Mammalia, Rodentia, Muridae. Gene Ontology annotation, biological process: G protein-coupled receptor signaling pathway.
AUGUUCUUAAGACAAGUACACUCUGCAUUUAUGUCCUCAUUAGAGAAUGUCCUUUAUUUCCAAGCUGGACUUGGAGUCUUAGCCAAUAUGUUUCUCCUUCUUUUCUGUAUUUUCAUAAUCCUAGGUCACAGAUCUAAGCCCAUGGACCUGAUCUCCUGUCAGUUGACCUUUGUUCACAUAAUGUUGUUUCUCACUGGAGGAAAUAUUUUCAUUGCAGACAUAUUUGAGCCACUAAACAUUAAGAAUGACAUCAAAUGUAAGGCAAUUUUUUACUUAAGCAGAGUGAUGAGAGGUCAAUCUAUCUGUACCACCUGCCUCCUCACUGUGUUCCAGGCUAUCACAAUCAGUCCCAGUACCUCUUUCCUGGCAAAAUUUAAACAAAAACUUAACAAAUACAUCAUCAAUGCUUUAUUUUAUAUUUGGUUUUUCAAUUUGUCUGUCAGUAGUGACAAGCUGUUCUAUGUUGGUGGUUUUACUAAUCUGAGUGAGACCAAGCAGAUGAAAGUUAUUAAAUACUGCUCACUCUUGCCCAUGAACUAUAUCAUCAGGGGAUUAACUUUUAUACUGUCACUCUCCAGAGAUGUGUUUCUUGUAGCAAUCAUGCUGACCACAAGUGUGUACAUGGUGAAUAUCUUGCAGAGACAUCAGAGGCAAUGCAAGCAUCUUCAUAGCAUCAGCAAACUGAGAGCAUCUCCUGAGAAAAAGGCCACCCAGACCAUCUUGCUGCUGGUAGUUUUCUUUGUGGUCAUGUAUUGGGUGGACUUCAUCAUCUCAACUACCUCAGUCCUGUUAUGGACAUAUGAUCCAGUCGUCCUGACUGCUCAGAAUUUUGUAAUGUAUGCCUAUCCCACAAUUACUCCUUUGGUACAAAUCAUUUCUGAUAAGAGAAUAAUCAAUGUGCUGAAAAACUUGCAGUCAAAGUGCCACUAG